Messenger RNA from Cuscuta campestris, 2377 nucleotides. NCBI's taxonomy places the organism in Eukaryota, Viridiplantae, Streptophyta, Magnoliopsida, Solanales, Convolvulaceae. The record is from the annotation of a GenBank genome assembly.
CCAUUCUAAAGCAUGACCUUUUUGGUUGGUUGAGACCGUUGAGUUGUUCAUUGUUUCAGACACUUUCAGUCAUGAAUGUACUACUCCAUUCCGGCCGUGAAUGUUAAAUGCAGGGGCGGAGCCAACACCGGCGGGCAACGAAGUGACGGACCUAUUCAGUCGGUGGUCCGGUAGUGCUGAGACGGCGGAGGGGCGGUUGGCAAUUGGUUCGUCACUCUUCAAGUCCUCAAAUUUACCAGAUGUAAUUAAAGGAGAUGAGGAUAUGAUCAAUCCAUCACCAAGAGAGUUGGCCAGAAUCGUCAGUAACACUUUGAUCACGGCGGCGAAACAAGUUGCCCCAAGUCAGAAAUGGAAGUGGACGCCGCCGCUGGAGCAAGCUUUGCACCGCCUUGGGUGCCGGCGGCUUCUCAGCCCGGCGUUGGUUGCCGGCGUGAUCGACCCGCACCUCCUCCAUCACCACUCCAUCGCCCUCGGCUUCUUCGACUGGUCGUCCCAGCAACCCGGAUUUUCUCACGACUUAUCCUCAUACCAGUCGAUCAUCAAGGCCCUCUCCCGUUCCCGCGACUUCAAUGCCAUUGAAAGGCUCUUUAAGCAGAGCAAAUCCCAGAAGCUCGUUCUCCCGCCUCAUGUUUAUUGCGCCGUCAUUGCUUCUCAAAUCAGCUGCAAGAAAAUUCAAAUGGCGUUUUCCACUUUCAAAGAGUUUGGUUCGUUGAUAUCUGGAAUCGGACCUCACACUUGCAAUUCACUCCUUGCCGCGAUGUCCUCUGAAGGAGAUCUACUUGGCGCCCGAAAGGUGUUCGAUGAAAUGACUCUUAGAGGCGUUCAGUUGAACACGGUUGGUUUUGGUGUCUUUGUGUGGAACUUCUGUCGCAGUAAUGGACUGGAAAUGACUUUGAAUGUGCUAGAGGAUGUUCAGAGGAUUGAUUUUUCGGGAAUCAACGGGUCUGUUAUUGCAGUUUUAGUUGUUCAUGGGCUGUGUUCUUGUAAUCUUGUAUCUGAGUCUUUUGUGGCAUUGGAAGAGUUGAGGAAAAGAGAUUGUAAGCCAGAUUUUAUGGCGUAUAGAGUCGUCACAGAAGCAUUGAGGGAAAUGGGUGAUGUGGUUAAUGUUGAGAAGGUUUUGAAGAAAAAAAGGAAGCUGGGGGUUGCCCCAAGAUCCAAUGAUUAUAAAGAAUUCAUUUUUACCUUGAUUUCAGAAAGACUAAUAUCUGAAGCAAAAGAGUUGGGAAAGGUAAUUAUGAAUGGGAAUUUCCCAAUGGACAAUGAUCUGCUCAAUGCUCUGAUUGGAUCUGUUUCAUCUGUUGAUCCUUGUUGCUCCAUGCUGUUCUUUAAUUUCAUGGUUGAGAAAGAAGUAUUUCCCACACUUGUUACUUUGAACAUGUUGGGUAGGAACCUCUGCAGGCAUGGCAAAGCUGAGGUGCUGGUUGAGGUCUUUCAGAAAUUUUCUGCCAGAGGAUAUCUCAGUGAUGCACAAAGCUAUAAAGUGAUGGUUUCACUUUUGUGCGAUGCAGGUAAGGUAAAGGAAGCUUAUGGCCUUCUCGGCGAGAUGAAAAGAAAAAGUUUAAGUGUUGACGUAUCCUUUUACAAUUCACUUCUAGAAGCCUGCUGCAGAGGAGACAUGUUGCGGCCUGCAAAACGGCUGUGGGAUGAAAUGUUUGCAAAUGGCUGUCCUGGGGAUAUAAAGACAUACAACAUCCUCAUCCAGAAGUGUUCAGAAGCCGGCGAAGUUGAAGAAGCCUACAGGCUGUUUCAGCACAUGUCUGAGAAAGGGAUUGCACCGGAUGCAACAACUUACAAAUCCAUUCUUGAAGGGAUCUGUCAAGCCAAAGAUCUCACCUUGGCUCUUAAUGUGUUCAAUACAUGUGUUGCUCAAAGUAGUGUCAUUACGAGGGACAUUUUAGGUUCAUUUGUCCUCUGUCUUUGUAAGGAAGGUUAUGUGCUUCCUGCUUUGGAAUUGCUUCAUGGCUAUGUCAAUGAUAUUGCAUAUCUGGACUCCCAUCUUGCAGUGUUGAAAUUUUUAACUGAUGCUGGGGAGGCUUCACUGGCUCUCGAACACUUGAAGGGGAUUAAAGACAAUUCUCCUUUCAUGUUACAAGCUCUUCAGAAUGAGAUUCUAUCUUUAUCAAGACCAGAUUUGAUAAUGAAGCUGUUUAAAGCAGUGCAGGAAACUGUCUAGUAGUAAGUACUGCAGUACUUUGAAGUUCAGGACUUUGCACUUUGAGAACAAAAGGAAGCGAGCAUUUGAGGAUUUUAUAGGGUUCAGUAUUGUUAGAUGUUCAUUGUUCCAAUUGAUUGAUAUAUUCAAAGUUAUGUUUUUAAUGUGAAAAAUAAUCUCUUAUGUAUUUCAAUAGCCAAAGUAUCAUAAAAUGACCAAUAAGAU